Molecule: messenger RNA, 3141 nt
Organism: Phyllotreta striolata
Lineage: Eukaryota; Metazoa; Arthropoda; Insecta; Coleoptera; Chrysomelidae
Source: the annotation of a GenBank genome assembly
GUUGAAGUUAAAGAAAGAUGGUCGGUCGAUAGUAGCGUCACAGUCAUGUGAAUAAUAUUUGUUUGGUUAAGUUUAUUUUGUUGUUAUUAAAAGCAGUUUAUGUUUGUAUCAUGGCAAAUAGGAAAAGAGGGCCGUUAGUAUUGCCGGAUGAAUUGAAAACUGAUGAGAAGCAUUCUACGAAAAAGGAAUUGGCACAACGAAGAGUACGGCCGUGUCCACCCGUUCCGAUUAAGGUUUUUAGAAGGACUUUGUUGAGUUCAAAUGGUGUCUGUGAUAAACCAAAACCAAUAUAUUUCAAUAAAACUGUUGAGCUAAGUCCAAAUUACAACCCGAACUUGGAAACUUCUUACUUCGAACAACUGUACCCCAAGCACGCUUUGAUAGGUGAAGGUAGUUUCGGGAAAGUGUACAGGGCUCGUGGCACCUAUGACAAUCGACAGUACGCCAUUAAGAAAUUAAAAUCAAUCGUUAGUGUUCAUGACAGAUACGCCGAGAUAAAAAACAAUGAAAAAAUCGGUUUUCACCCAAAUUGUGUUCAAUUUUAUAUGGCCUGGGAGGAAGGAUGCGAGCUCUUCAUGCUGCUCGAAGCAUGUCAAAUGAGCCUAUCCGAUUACGCUAACAAAAACAAUAAUAUACCUGAAGAAUUACUCUGGGACGUUUUGUAUGACAUGUGCCAAGCAUUGAAGUAUUUACAUAGUAAGCAUUUUUUACAUUUAGAUGUAAAACCUGGAAACAUUAUGAUGAAAAAUGGCCACUACAAGUUAGCUGAUUUCGGUGUACUUGUUGAUCUUAAUCUAUCGCCCAUGAGUUGUACAUCCACGUUAUCGGAUGGCGAUGGGAAAUAUUUAGCUUUAGAAGUUCUAAAUGGUACUUAUACGCCCUACUGUGAUAUUUUCGGACUUGGUUUGACCCUGCUAGAACUUGCAGCUGAUUUAGAACUGCCCAGUGACGGGCCCUUGUGGCAGCAGCUUCGUCACGAAAUUCUACCUGAUGUUUUUUACAAGAAGGUAACCCUAGGAUUUAAAGUUAUUAUAGAGAAAAUGCUUAAACCAGAGUAUGAAAAACGACCGUCAGCAGAAAAAAUAUUGAAAUUUGAAACACUUAGGUUAAUUGAAAAGAGGGAUAAAAAGAAGCCGAGAAUAAACUAUGCAGCCGAAUAUUUGAAUCAGGAAAUCGAUAAUAAUGACAAUAAUAAUGUAAUACAAACACCGAGGUGUCCUUAUGAAAAUAAUACUGAAGACUUCAACACUAGGUUAACUCCUAACGAAACAUACAGGAUAACCUUGAGCCCGAAGAUCCUUUUCCAAGACAACAAGAAAAGUCGCUGUUUAACAGCCGAGGAGUAUUUUGCGUCGCCGAAAGGAAGCCACAAUUUGAACAGUACAUACGACAAGGAUAAUAGCACCCUGGCUGUAACGUUGCAGGACUCUCUUAACUCAGACUCGCAGCCCAUGGAAACAGAUGAGAUCAAAUUAAAUGAUGAAAGCGAUGAUUUCUCGUAUUUGUUGGACGAUGAAGAGAACAUAAUGACCUCCACGCCUGUCGUUAGGAAUAAAUUGAAUAGAAGAGUUUUAACAUUCGAAUAACAUGUUAUUAUCAGUCUUUAUUUUUGAUCUCUCGCUAAGCGGUGUAAUUUCAUACGCCUCUUGGUUAUCUAUAUUAUUAAGAAGACUGUUUUUACACAUAAGUUUAUACCGAUACAUUGAUAUUUUUGCGGAAAACAAUUACCUGUUUGCAAUUAACAAUUACCGGAAAACCUACAACAUACAUUAGCACGCUUAAGCGUUUAUUCUAGGGGAAUAUAUUUGUGUUACUCUCAAUAAUCAUAUGCCUAGAAUAUUUGUUCAAGUCGUUUGAAGCUAUUCGAAAAAAAAAUGUGAAUGUAUCGUUAUAUCUUAUGUGUGCAUUUAUUUAUUUUCUUGAGGUUGCAAUUUUGUUAAAGGAUAAUUACGGAGUUUAUGAAGUUUUUUUUUCAAAAAUGAUUAUGAAAUAGAAAAAUUACAGUCGCUACAUUCUAACUUUUAUAUAUUCUAAUAUGUAAAUUCUUCGUUUGCUUAAAUUAAUGUAGGUCAUAGAUGCACGAAUGGGUACUUUUUUCCAAGAAAAAAGAUAUAUUUAGUAGAUAUUUUUCAUUAUAAUUGCAAUGCAUCUUUUUCAUUUUUAUUAUUCAUUUAAAUUCGGAGCAUGUUUUAGACUGUAAUUUUUUAUGGUUGAUUCUAACUUGUUUAUUUUUGUUAAAUUUUUAAGAAACGAUAGUGUGUGGAUAGAGUCGAAUAUAUUAAUUGUUCUUAUUAAAAUACAUACUUAUGUGUUAGCAUCGAGACUUCGUCUUGAAUUUAAAUUUUAAUUAUUUUAAUUUAAUUUGGUCGAGUUAUCACGCUUUCGAUUAUUUUAUAAACAUAUAAGGUUUUUAAUAUGUCUGAGCGAGACAUGGUAUUCAUUAUGGAAAUUAAAUAAUAAAUUUUUGCACGGUGGCUAAAAACUGACCAUAGAUCUAUUUUUAAAUAGAAAGCACUAACAUUUCAAUUAAGACUAAUUUGAAUGUGUAACCAAGCAAAUAAUAAUUUUAAUGUCUUGCAAGGCUUUUGUACAUAAAGAUGGUUUAAUUUUUGAAUUAAUUUGUUUUCUAAAAUAUGUUAAUAAUGAAUUGAAAUCUUAGUAUCGAAUUCUGUAAAUAUUCCAUGGUAUUUUUAGCCGUUCUUUAUAUUUAAACUUUAUAAAGAUGUACUUGUAAAGCACUGAGACCUCAAAAAAAUAUGAUUUUCUUCUGUUGCCAUGGGAUUUGGGAGUUUUUUUGUUCUGAAAAUGCAAUAUCGGGUGCUUAUAUGUUCCUUUUGUAAGAUUGUGAUCUUUACUCGAAUUAACUGUUACAAAGUAAUGUUUUGAUUUUUUUAACUUCAAGGCUUAGCCUUGCUUAAUCAAUAGGAAAAAACGCAAUAUCAAAAUAACCACCGUUUAGAUUAUUAACAAAACAGAAUUAACGGUAAUCAGUAUUUUCAAUUCGGCGGCGUUUAAACUGUAAACAUCUCGAGCACAAACAGUAUUUUGUACUUGUUUCGUAUUUUAAUAGAUUUUGUUUGUAAUUCUGGUGGUUUAUGUGAUUGUAAUAUAAUUUAAAUAGUUUUAAUUUAUAAUGAAAGU